Messenger RNA from Daphnia magna, 967 nucleotides. Its product is annotated as collagen alpha-1(I) chain. Lineage: Eukaryota; Metazoa; Arthropoda; Branchiopoda; Diplostraca; Daphniidae. The transcript has a single exon. The record is from RefSeq and is a predicted model, not a curated record. The annotation marks the transcript as partial.
CUGGCCCAUCAGCUUGCGCCAAAGGAGAUCCAGGGAAAAGACGGAAUUGACGGAGUGGACGGUGCUGACGGUGCCAAAGGUGCUGAUGGAGCUAUUGGUCCAACUGGACCUGCAGGUAUUAAGGGUGCAGCGGGGAGCAUUGGACCCGCAGGUCCACAAGGAUCAAUUGGUGAACCCGGGCCUAUUGGUCUAUCUGGACCAAAAGGAAAUGACGGCCUUAAUGGAAGACCUGGUCUACCUGGCCCGUCAGGUACAAUCGGAGCAACGGGUUCAGCUGGUCCUAAAGGAGACGUGGGAGCACCUGGCCUAACUGGCCCAGCUGGCGCCAAAGGAGAUCCUGGAAAAGACGGAAUUGACGGUGCUGACGGUGCUGAUGGAGCUAUUGGUCCAGCUGGACCUUCAGGUGCCAAGGGUGAAGCGGGGAUCAUCGGACCCGCAGGUCCAUCAGGAUCAACUGGUGGGCCCGGGCCUAUUGGUCUAUCUGGACCAAAAGGAAAUGACGGCCUUAAUGGUGUUGAUGGUGUUGAUGGUGUUGAUGGUCCUCGUGGUCCUCCUGGCCCUCCUGGUCCUCCUGGUCCUCCUGGCCCUCCUGGCCGUCCUGGUAAUUCUCCGGGAUAGCCGUUUAAUCUUGGAACGCCAGAUUUGGGUCCUUGAAGUGUUUCCGGCAAAAAGUGUAAUGAAAUUGACUAACAAAAAAAGAUGACGAUAAGCUUUCAAGCCAUCUUCGUUUAACAGCCCAAAAAGUGGACAAAUUCAUCUAACUUAAUCUGAACAAUUCAUCAAUAUUUAAUAUGAACCAGCAUUAUAUCUGUUCAUGUUUCCCUAUACGAUUGCAUCCAAAACUCUUCACUCGUUAACCUAAAUCGAAUUUGAUACUCGUGAUAUACUUGUGAAACGGAAUGUAAUUUUUAUAUAGCUUUAUGUUAAGCUGAAAUUUCAUCGAUACAUCUUACACGUUUUACUUGUA